AGAAACUACAAUUCAAAACCAGUACGUCAACCAUACCAAACAACCAUGGCCGCCGAUAAAAAGCUCGUUGACGAGGUCUCCGGUUGGCUAAGACUCUACGAUGAUGGCUCAGUCGACCGGACAUGGACUGGUCCACCCGAGGUCAAGUUCAUGGCCGACUCUGUCCCUCCCCAUCAACAAUUCAUUAACGGAGUAGCCACCAGGGACGUUGUAGUCGACGCCGCUUCUGGUCUCAAAGUAAGAAUUUAUCUGCCUGAGAAUACACGCGGACAAAACCACAAGCUUCCCGUCCUGCUCCAUUUUCAUGGCGGUGGCUUCUGCAUUAGCCAACCCGAUUGGUACAUGUACUACCACAUAUACACUCGGCUUGCCAACUCGGCUCAAGCCAUUGUUGUCUCCGUCUAUCUCCGCCUAGCGCCAGAAGACCGGCUCCCUGCGGCCAUCGACGACGGCUACGCGGCUCUCCUCUGGCUCCGCUCGCUGGCUCGAGGUGAGUCACGCGAGGCGUGGCUCGACUACCGCGCAGAUUUCAACCGGGUUUUUCUCAUCGGCGACAGCUCCGGAGGAAACCUGGUCCAUGCAGUCGCCGCACGUGCGGGACAAGUGGAAUUAGCGCCGUUAAGGUUGGCGGGUGGUAUUCCGAUCCAUCCCGGUUUUGUCCGGUCGAGACGGAGCAAAUCGGAGUUGGAGGAAAAGCAGUCACCUUUGCUAACUCUAGACAUGGUGGAUAAGUUUUUGGCGCUGGCUCUGCCGGUGGGGUCGACCAAAGAUCAUCCGAUCACGUGUCCGAUGGGAUCGGACGGCGGAAGUGAGGAGCUGGAGGGACUGAAACUGCCGCCUCUGCUGCUGUGCGUAGCGGAGAACGAUUUGAUAAGAGACACAGAGAUGGAAUACUACGAGGCGAUGAACAAGGCAAAGAAAGAGGUGGAGCUGGUGAUUAAUGGCGGAAUGGGUCACAGCUUUUAUCUCAAUAAGAUCGCCGUGGAUUUGGAUCCGGAUACCGGCGCUCAGACCACCAAGCUUGUUAAUGCAGUUGUGGAUUUCAUCAACCGCCAUUGAAAGCGCUUUUUAUUUUUAACGUGGAGUUGAAAUAUGGAAAGGAGAAAUAUAUCGUGUA
Messenger RNA from Carica papaya (papaya), 1117 nucleotides. Its product is annotated as strigolactones hydrolase CXE15-like. Gene Ontology annotation, molecular function: hydrolase activity. The record is from RefSeq and is a predicted model, not a curated record. Lineage: Eukaryota; Viridiplantae; Streptophyta; Magnoliopsida; Brassicales; Caricaceae.